AAAAUGAAAUGCAUAUACCACCAUUUAAACCAUACAGCGGUUGUAAACCAUCCCUACCAGCGUUACGCACACUUGACAAACAGUAGUAGCUCUAGUUCGUGUCUGUCUGUUAGCUGCGUCCUGACACAGAUGAUAAGUGAACUUUGAGUGGGACUGGUUCACGCCCUUUAGCACAUUGGUCUGUUCCGACGCCUUGUGAACACAGUCUGGUAGUGUCUCAGCACCCGUGGUCACCAUGGAUUGCACACAAAGACAACCAAAAACCAGCAGAUCUGAGGAAAUGCUUCGUUAUGCCAGGAACCAAGAGGUGAUGCACAUGAACGUAAAGCUCCUAGGUAUGGAGGGUGACCCGGACCUCCAGUUCCUCCUGCAGGGGGGAGACCUCCUCAAGGUCCGCUCCCCAUCCUGGAAGAAGACCCGUUACUACAGACUUCAGGAGGAUUGCAAGACCAUGUGGCACGAAUCGAAAAAAACCUUCAGGACAAAGCAGACCUUUUCACUUGAUGACAUCUCAGCGGUUCGAGUGGGCCGUCAGUCGGAAGGCUUGAGGAAGUACACAGAGGAGCAGGUGGAUGGUCGCUGUUUCUCCAUCAUCUUCAAGGGCCGCCGCAAGAACCUGGACCUCAUCGCCAGCUCAGAGGAGGAGGCCAAGCAGUGGGUCAACAGUCUGCAGAAAAUGGUCUCCAACAUGAACAACCUCAGCAGCCAGCAGAAGACAGAGCACUGGAUCUUCAGCUGCCUGGUGAAGGCAGACAAGAACAAAGAUGACAAGCUGAGUCAUUCGGAGGUCAAGAACUUCCUGCGUCUGAUCAACAUCGAAGUGGACGACAACUAUGCAGAAAUGCUCUUCAAGGACUGCGACAAAUCAAAAUCUGGAUACCUGUCUGGAAAAGAGAUCGAACACUUCUAUAGCCUGUUGACCCAUCGGGAGGAAAUUGACGUGAUCUUCGGGGAGUACGCUAAAACCACGGACUUCAUGAGCCCUGAAAACCUGGUAGAGUUCCUGAUGAAAGAACAGAGAGAGAAAACAACGCUGGCUGACGCACACAAGAUUAUUGAGAAGUUUGAGCCGGAUCAAAAAGCCAAGGAGAAGAAGCUGCUGUCCAAAGAUGGCUUCCUCAUGUACCUGCACAAUCCAGAGGCCUUGGUCCUAAAUUCAGAGCACAAGGAUGUGUAUCAGGACAUGAGCCAGCCCCUCAACCACUACUUCAUCUCCUCCUCACACAACACCUACCUCAUGGAGGAUCAGCUCAAAGGGCCCAGCAGCACCGAGGCUUAUGUCAGGGCUCUGCUGAAGGGCUGCCGAUGUGUGGAGCUGGACUGCUGGGACGGAUCAGAUGACGAGCCAGUGAUCUACCACGGCUACACGCUCACCUCCAAGAUCCUCUUCAAAGAUGUGAUCACAGCCAUCAAGGAGUAUGCCUUUAAGACGUCCGAUUACCCAGUGAUCCUCUCCCUGGAGAACCACUGCUGCGUGGAGCAGCAGGCAGUCAUGGCCCACCAUAUGAGCUCCAUCCUGGGCAGUGCACUCGUCACGUCUCCCCUUGGGGAUGGGAUGCCCACAAACUUCCCUUCUCCUGAGGAGUUAAAGGGGAAGAUCCUGAUCAAAGGGAAGAGGUUAAACAAACUGGAGGCCAGCUUUGCUGCUGAGGAGGCCGCUGCCGAUGACCCUGACGUGACAGAGGAGGAAGAGUCCAAUGAUGAGGAUGAACAGAAGGAGGAAGAGAAGAGCAAGAAAAAGAAGCUGAAACUAGCGAAGGAGCUGUCCGACAUGGUGAUCUACUGUAAGAGCGUCCACUUCCACAGCUUUGAGGAUGCCAGAGAGAACCAGAGCUUCUACGAGAUGUCGUCCUUCAAGGAAGGAAAGGCCGUGAAUCUGGCAGAGGAGUCAGCGAAUGCCUACAUCCAUCAUAAUGUGGACAAGCUGAGCCGCAUCUAUCCAGGAGGCACCAGGACUGACUCAUCCAACUACAACCCAGUGCCCCUGUGGAACGCUGGCUGUCAAAUAGUGGCCUUAAACUUCCAGACAUCCUGCACGGACAUGGAUGUGAACCAGGGCAGAUUCCUGAUUAACGGUAAGAGCGGCUACAUCCUGAAACCGGCCUACAUGAGGGACAGAGCCUCAGAGUUCGACCCCAUCACCCUGACCCGAGGAGACUGGCUGAAGCACAAGACGCUCCAUGUCAUGGUUAUAUCAGCCCAACAGCUCCCCAAAGUGAACCAGAAGAAAUCCUCCAUCGUUGACCCGCUAGUUAAGGUGGAGAUCUACGGAGUGCCAGCUGACGUCGCUGUGAAAGAGACUGGUCAUCUUGAAAACAAUGGUUUUAACCCACAGUGGAACGAUAACUUCCAGUUUGACGUGUACGUGCCAGAGCUGGCAAUGGUGCGCUUUGUCGUGGAAGACUAUGACUCUACGUCUGAUAAUGAGUUUGUUGCACAGUACACACUUCCAUUCAACAGCUUAAAAAUGGGAUACAGACAUGUGCCUCUGCUCAAUAAAAACGGAGACCUUCUCCCCUCAGCUGGACUCUUCAUACACAUCAUGGUCAUGGAUGCUGAAUAAGAUGUUACCACCUGGCUUUGUCUCUCUACAGGACACUAGGACUUUCAUCACACAGCCAUGUUUUAGCUGUUUUUAACUGGAUUUUAUAUUCUUUUUUUUAAAACGCUCUUUAGCUGUAGUUCGUGAUUAACUUAUUGGCUUAAUUCCAGUAGUUUAAGCAGAUAAAGACCACAUUCUUCUCAUGGGACGGUAGUGCCAGUUUUAACUAAACCAUCUGCAACUGGAAAUGAGUUAUGCUGGGAGGCAAAUUCUGUACAUAUACACUUCAUAAUGCUGCAUAUGAAUCACAUUACAGGGACUAUUAUACAAACUGUUUUUAAUUGGUUUGUAUGAGUUGCACUAGUUUUGUACCGUGUUCAGAUGGUGAUGGCAUUGGUUGUUUUUUUCUUCUUUUGUAGACAACUUGUGUCCCUCAUUUCCGGUCAGUUAAUGUAUUGUGUAUUUAAAUCUUUUUAUUCAAAUGACCAGUUUCUAGAUACACGUAAGCAGUACUUUCAGUCAAGUAUGAUUCAUCUUUUGUGUAACAUGAUAAUGACUAUUUCUUUAUCUUUUUAUGAAUCAAGAUGAAGAUAAAAGUUUUCAACAUGAA
Messenger RNA from Thunnus maccoyii (southern bluefin tuna), 3152 nucleotides. RefSeq names its product phospholipase C, delta 1b (gene plcd1b). Gene Ontology annotation, molecular function: calcium ion binding; phosphatidylinositol-4,5-bisphosphate phospholipase C activity. The record is from RefSeq and is a predicted model, not a curated record. Bases 236 to 2563 code for a protein of 775 amino acids. Gene Ontology annotation, biological process: lipid metabolic process; phosphatidylinositol-mediated signaling. The transcript is spliced from 15 exons. NCBI's taxonomy places the organism in Eukaryota, Metazoa, Chordata, Actinopteri, Scombriformes, Scombridae.